CCGAGGUCUCCAUUUUAUCCAGCUUUUUCUACCCUACCCUCUCUCCUCUUUCUCAUUCUUCGCUCCGCCGCCGGUUCUCCUCGGAGAAACCAAACUCCUUUCCAAUUUUCUUCUUUUAGGUAGUCGAAGAGAGAAAGGAGAUCUAUGGAUUCGGAUCAAGGGAAGCUCUUCAUCGGCGGUAUUUCGUGGGAAACAACUGAAGAGAAGCUGAAAGAUUAUUUCAGCCAGUACGGCGAUGUCUUGCAGACGGUGGUGAUGAGGGAUAAGGCUACAGGAAAGCCUAGGGGCUUUGGAUUUGUAGCUUUUGCGGACCCUUCCAUCGUAGAUCGUGUACUCCAAGACACUCACACCAUCGACGGCCGCACUGUGGAAGCUAAGAAGGCUAUGUCAAGAGAGGAACAGCAUACUGCUGUUCGAUCAGGGAAUAACACAAUGAGAAAUGCUGGCGGCGGCGGCGGCGGCGGGAGGAUUCGAAACAAAAAAAUUUUUGUCGGGGGGGCUCCCCACCCUCUAAAGAUUUUUGUCGGAGGGCUUCCUCCCACUCUAUCCGAUAUGGAGUUCCGCAAAUACUUUGAAGCUUUUGGCACCGUGACUGAUGUUGUCGUGAUGUAUGAUCCGAACACGCAGCGUCCUAGAGGUUUUGGCUUCAUAUCUUUUGACUCAGAAGAUAGUGUUGAUCGGGUGGUUCAGAAGCAAUUUCAUGAUGUGGGUGGGAAAGCUGUGGAGGUUAAACGUGCCCUUCCAAAGGACGCAAACCCUGGAAACACCACAAACCGAUCCGUGGGGGGCGGAACAUAUCAGUCUUACGGAAGCUCGGGCACCAACUCUAACUCUUACGAUAACAGAGUUGAUGGCAGUCGGUACAUGCAGGCACCAGCAAGUGGUGCUGGUUAUAAUCCAUAUGGUUCGUCGGGUUACGGUGCUCCCGCUUAUGGUUACGGAACGGCUACCAAUGGUGUAGGUUUCAGCUACGGAAACACCGGGGCCUAUGGAAAUCCUGGUGGACUUGGCGCUGGUUAUGUUAGCGGACCUCCAGGUGCUCCGAGGAGCGGGUAUGUUUCUACUGGUUAUGGUGCAAAUGCAGGGUAUGGAGGAGCUGUUUCUGGACACACAGGUCAGUCUCCCAGUGCUGCAGCAGGAUAUGGAAACCAAGGCUUUGGUUAUAGUGGGUAUGGUGGGCCUGAAGGUCCUUAUGGCAAUCCAGGUGGUUAUGGUGGUGUCAAUCCUAGUGGUGGUGGGGAGCAGGGUUUGGGGGGUGGCUUUGCUAGCGGAGGUUAUAAUGAUGGCAGUGGAAGUACCGGUUAUUCGAAUGCUUGGAGAUCUGAUCCUGCUCAGGGAGGCGGCUAUGGGGCCGGUCAGUUGGCUGGUGCUGGUGCACCUGGUGGGGCUAUUGGUUAUAGUGGAUAUACUGGUUCUCAAUCCAGGGGUUGCUGUGUGCACAUUGUUGCAAUGUAUCCAGAUACUCAGUGGAAGCCAAAAUCUGUUGCCAUGACCAAUGAUUGCUGGACUCGCUGCUGGCGCAGAAUGGUUGUUGUAAAGGGUGCAUCUCCAUUUAAUCGAACCAGUUCUCCUCCAGACAAGAAUAGACACAAUCCUUCACUGUAUAACAAAAUUUCUUCUCUUGAUUGUAUUCUCUCUUCAUUUAUAGAUGAUAUGUUUGUUCAAUUUCUUAUCUUUUAACUUCAAAUAAUUUGUGUUCAUUACAGCAGAGUUUAUAAGCUUUA
Phalaenopsis equestris is the source of this 1724-nucleotide messenger RNA. RefSeq names its product heterogeneous nuclear ribonucleoprotein 1-like. Lineage: Eukaryota; Viridiplantae; Streptophyta; Magnoliopsida; Asparagales; Orchidaceae. The record is from RefSeq and is a predicted model, not a curated record. Gene Ontology annotation, molecular function: RNA binding.